Messenger RNA from Pochonia chlamydosporia 170, 414 nucleotides. RefSeq lists its product as hypothetical. The transcript has a single exon. The coding region runs from base 1 to 414 and encodes 137 amino acids. The record is from RefSeq and is a predicted model, not a curated record. Lineage: Eukaryota; Fungi; Ascomycota; Sordariomycetes; Hypocreales; Clavicipitaceae.
AUGAAUCGAUCACUCAGGUUCACGAACACGAAGCGAAGGCCGCAUUCUCGUCAGACCGUCACCAACGCACCAGUGACCCAAAACUCGACACAUUUGCAGCAAAACGGCAUCAACCACGUCUCCCAAGCCUACUCGUCCUCGCCAUCUCCAAUCGAUUGUGUAGGGUUCCCCUCUACACCUAUUGGCUUACCUGCAUGCAGUGCCACGUUGUCCUUGCCCCUCAUCUCUAGAACCUCGUCUCAUCCCAGCACCAGCUGGCCAUACAUGUGUUGCCAAGGGCUUUUUUCUUGUGCUGCCAAUUGUACGCGGGAGGGGAAGAAUUGGCCUAUCUGGAAUUGGGGAUUAAGUUGCCCUGUUUUCGUUUCUUUUCCUCGAUUUAUUUGCGAUGACUUUGCUCAAGUGUUUCAAACUUGA